Choloepus didactylus (southern two-toed sloth) is the source of this 834-nucleotide messenger RNA. RefSeq names its product putative olfactory receptor 8G2. Gene Ontology annotation, biological process: G protein-coupled receptor signaling pathway; sensory perception of smell. The transcript has a single exon. Bases 1 to 834 code for a protein of 277 amino acids. Gene Ontology annotation, cellular component: membrane. NCBI's taxonomy places the organism in Eukaryota, Metazoa, Chordata, Mammalia, Pilosa, Megalonychidae. The record is from RefSeq and is a predicted model, not a curated record. Gene Ontology annotation, molecular function: olfactory receptor activity; odorant binding; G protein-coupled receptor activity.
AUGGACCCUGGAAAUCAUUCCACAGUGACUGCAUUCAUCCUCGCUGGGCUGACAAAAUGCCCUGAACUCCAGCUGCCCCUCUUCCUCCUCUUCCUGGGAAUCUAUGUGGUCACAGUGGUGGGGAACCUGGGCAUGAUCACACUGAUUGGGCUCAGUCCUCCCUUGCACACCCCCAUGUACUAUUUCCUCAGCAGCUUGUCCUUCAUUGAUCUCUGCCAUUCCUCUGUUGUUACUCCCAAACUUCUGGUGCACUUUGUGUCAGAGAGGAGUAUUAUCUCCUAUGCAGCAUGCAUGACUCAACUCUAUUUCUUCCUUGUUUUUGUAAUUGCAGAAUGUCAUAUGUUGGCUGUAAUGGCAUAUGACCGCUAUGCUGCCAUCUGUAAUCCAUUGCUUUAUAAUGUCACCAUGUCCAAUUCAGUCUGCUCCUGGAUGGUACUUGGGGUGUAUAUGACGGGAAUGAUUGGUGCCACAGCUCACACAGGCUGCAUGCUAAGAGUGAUUUUCUGUAAGGCUGAUACAAUAAACCAUUACUUCUGUGAUCUUUUUCCACUACUGGGGCUCUCCUGCUCUAGCACUUACAUCAAUGAGGUGAUAGUUUUGUGCUUUAGUGCAUUUAAUAUCUGUUUCCCAACCCUUGCCAUCCUUGGCUCCUAUGUCUUUAUCAUUGCCAGUAUCCUGCAAAUCCGCUCCAGUGAGGGCAGGUCUAAAGCCUUCAGCACAUGCAGUUCCCACAUCUCAGCUGUCAUUGUUUUCUUUGGUUCUGUGACAUUCAUGUACCUACAGCCAUCAACUGUCAGCUCCAUGGACCAAGGGAAAGUGUCAUCUAUAUUUUAA